UACCAUGAAUAUACUUUGAAACAAAAUAAACAAGUUCAACCAAUAGUCCAGAAGUAGUAGCUUUAAACUAAACAUAUAAAUAGAUGGAAACUGCAACAUAAUGCUAACACAAACAAACCCGGGAUAGUAAGUGAAGCAAAGUUGCAAACUAAUGUUUAAAUUUAAGCAUUAUGACCAGCUACAGAAAGUAAAUGUAUCAAAAAUAAGAAUAAGGAACAAGUGGUGAACACAAACUGAACCACUUUGUCACAAUCCAACCCAGCUUUUUCUUUUUCAGUGAGAAUAAAAUUACCCUGCAGAUGCAUUCCAUGUGCUUUGCCACACAGACAAGGAGUUACAUCUUUGAGACAAAAACUGAGGAAAGUUAUUUACAUUCGAGUGAGGUUUUCACACCCUUUUGUGUGUAUAAUGUCUAGGAUAAAUGCGGUUCACUUUCAUUGUUUACCUUUAGACAACAUAGGUAACAUAACAUUACCUUUAGAUGCUCCUUCUUUCCGCUAAGAACAGAAACGUGUCUGUUUUCUGAAAACUAAAGUUUUGUAUUGUUGCUAAUCAUGUUCAUGCCUGUACCAUGAACACCUUUUAUAUUGUAAUAAACAUCAAAAAUAAUUUGCCAUCGAUUUCUUUUUCCUGCUUUGUUUUCUUAUACCACCAGUUGGCCAUCAACAAAGCGUAACCAGUGACAAAUGUUGGUGUUCCACUAGUCCACUAGUGUGAUGGGCAUGUAGGCUCAGCAAGAUGGUCGAUUUACCCACUAUUUGUCUAUAUUUCCUUGAAUGAUGUGACCUUUUAUUGAACAUGCUGGCAAUAAAAGAGAAUGAAGAAGAAAUAAAAUGUCAUGAUUUUGCAGAGAUUCUUGCCAUGAAACUAUCAUUGAAUAAGGCUGAAUGCAAAGUAACAAUUAUGUUCAAAACAUUUGGUGAGAAUAUUGUGGAAUAAAAACAAGAAAAAAUGAAAGUAUUACUACACUUAUAAAAACUAUCAGGCACAGGUCAAGAUGCUUAAAGUAACUGGAAAACAAUGUAAGCUUGUAUGAUCACUGCAUUCUGCUUCCAUUUAUUUUGUUUCAUGGAUAUUAACUAGAAAAGACGGAGCUUAAAAAGCAUUGAACAGGUUGGCAAUUGCUAUAACUGAAAUAAAACGUAUACAAUUUUUGAAAAACAUAAGAUUAGAAGGGGAAAAAUCAAUUGCUUCCUGAUAAGUUUCGGUCUCCCUUGUAGUCCAGCAGGUGGCACUACUGCACAUUAUAGUUGGUAUCACAUUUGUAUUAAGACGCCAGAAUAAGAAAAGGAAAUUGACCAUGGUCCUGGAAGCAGACGAAACCUCAGUCUAAGAUAAUAUUUUUCAACUGUAUGGCUGAGUGUUACUGCAGGAUCAUCAGGUCUGAUUCGGUACCGGUCCACGCGACUCAGAGAGGUCUGACUUCGGCUCUUCGUGUCUUUGCGGAACUGAAGGACCAUGUCGGCCCACAAAACAAAGAAGGUUAAAAUGGCAACUAAAUCCUGUCCUGAAUGUGACCAACAGAUUCCAGUUGCCUGCAAGUCCUGUCCAUGUGGUUAUGUAUUUAUCAGCAGAAAACUUCUAAAUGCAAAACUCAGCGAAUGUUCUUCACCAGCUAUUACAGACAAACUGGACUUCAAGCGCAGAAGAACAGAGCGCAUUCGCAGAGAGAGGAUUGGCUCUCCUCUAACCAGUGACUCAGAAAACCACAGAAGAUCCCGAGCCAAUAGUCAGUCAGAUACCAUCCGUAGAGGCCGUGGUCGCCCAAAGACUGUGGGCCUGAAGAAACAAGAAGAAGAGAAGGAAAAACAAGAAAAGGAAGUGGACGUAUAUGCCAGUCUUUCUGAUGAAAAGGCAUUUGUCUUUUCUGUGGCCUUGGCUGAGAUCAACCGCAAGAUCCUGAGUCAGAGACUUAUUCUAUAGAUUAAGACCAAAGAGUAGAUCAGAAGAAGAGUUGACUUAGGCUUGAGUCACAUUGAAGUCGUCUUUAAAUAGUGGAUACUUGAGUUGGGAUGAAAUGGGCAAGACUCGACUUAAACUUAUCACAAAGGUUUGACCCUUGACAAUGACUUAAAAAAUUACUUCUGAAAAUCUCUGGACCUUCAUAGUUGCGAAAAUCAUUUUACAGGUCAUAAUGGCUUGUGAAAUAACCAAAGACUGCACACCUGGCUGGAGUACAUGCUUCUCCUGCAAAAGGGAUCUUCAAAAAAUAAACAGAGUUAGAUUUUUCUUUUAUGGACAACAGUAUAUAUGUGGUUUAAAUAUGAAUGUUGUAAUGGCUUUGAUUAUUGUUUAUAUGCUAGUAGUAAAGGACCAUAACCUCUCAUUUGCUGAAUUUUAUAUCUAUUUCUAUAUAAAACAUUUUUUGUUGAAAAUCAGAUGCUCAGUAGUGUUAAUUUGAGUAUAGAACACAAAAGAAAGUGUAUGUUUGGCUCUGGUAUAGAUUAGUGACUUGAAAAUAUUAUGAAUACAAAGCUUCAGUUGUAAUGUAAUUGAAAUGAAUCACAGAAUAUAUGUUUGAACAAACAUUGUUUUUUUUAUCAUAACUGUAUUUUUCAUGCAUAAAACGUAUUUUAAAAAACCUGUCUGCAAAGUCCUACUGACUGCAAGCCAGAAAAGUAGGCCUCCUUACACCUGGAUCUUCCCCUAGGUUUCUUCCCGGUGGGACGUGCCCGGAACACCUCUCCAGUUAGGUGUCCAGGAGGCAUCCUGACCAGAUGCCCAAGCCACCUCAACUGGCUCCUCUUGAUGUGAAGGAGCAGUGGCUCUACUUUGAGUCCCUCCCGGAUGACUGAGCUUCUCACCCUAUCUCUAAGGGAGAGCCUACUGAGAAAACUCAUUUCUGCCACUUGUAUUCGUGACCUCGUUCUUUCGGUCAAGACCCAAAGCUCAUGGCAUAGAUUAGGGUAGGAAUAGUAGAGUAGAUCGACGGGUAAAUCAAGAGCUUUGCUUUUUAACUCAGCUCUCUCUCCAUCAUGACAGACUGGUACAGUGCCCACUUCACUGCAGAUGCUGUGUCAAUCCAUUUAUCAAUCUCCCUCUCCAUUUUUCCCUCAUUCUUGAACAAGAUCCCGAGUCACUUAAAAUCUUCCAGUUGGGGCAGGACAUCCUCCCUAACCUGAAGAAAGCACUCUACCUUUUUCUGGCUCAAGAUCAUGGCCUCUGAUGUGGAGACACUGAACCUCAUCCCAGCCUCUUCACACUCGGCUGCAAACUGCUCGAGUGAAAGCUUUAGGUCACGGUCUGAUGAAGCCAGCAACAUAAUCUGCAAAAAGCAGAUACAUGAUCCAAAGGCCACCAAAAUAAACACCUUGGCUGGUCCUAGAAAUUUUGUCCAUCAAAGUAAUGUACAGAAUCACUGACAAAGGGAAGCUUUGGCAGAGAAAACUCUCACUGGAAACGAGCCUGACUGAAGGCAUGUUUUUGGCAAUGCGGACCAGUUUCUGACACUGAUCAUACAGGGCCUAACAGCCCGUCUCAAAGGGCCCAAUUCCCCAUACUCCUGGAGUAACCUCACAGGAUUCACCGAGAGACACAGUCGAACACCUUCUCCAAGUCCACAAAACACAUGUAGACUGGAUGGGCGAACUCUCAUGCACCCUCCAGGAAUCUGCUGAUGGUGUAGAGUUGGUCCAGUGUUCCACGAAGAAGACGAAAACCACACUGCUCUUUCUGAAUCCGAGAUUCGACUGUCCGAUGGACCCUCCUCUCUCAGACCCCUGAAUAGACCUUACCAUGGAGGCUUAGAGGAAACCAUGAUUAGUUAUAAAAAUAGACCUUAUUUGGGAAAUAUUUAUUUUAGGUGUAAAAACAAUGCAGUAAUAAUACUGUAGGUUAUUUAGUUUUUAUAAAUUUUAAUAAAAUAUUUUCACAACAAUGUUGCUAUGUUGUUCACUCUGCAAUGCAUUCAGGGUAAAUAACGUGUAACGGUCCAACUGCCUGGCUCCUCCAGCCUAAACAGGGAUGAGUAACGUUAUUAAGCCUUUUUAAUUUGAACUGGAGCACUUUGAAAUUGAUCUAAAUAUAGAAAUCAGAAGAGGUAACGAAGAUGAGGAUGGCCAAACAGAGGAAGAGGACAGAGUUAGCCGUAGGAGCUUUUGUUUGCUGCUGCUACUGCCUUCAGCUUCGUAAAUUAAACAAUGAAUGACAUGUGCAGUUUGUGACUGCGGUAAAGCUAGCCGCCUCUUCGAAAAUGACAGUAAAGCCAGCCCGCACUCGAUUUUCACGUACGACACGGCACAAGACGUUACGGUUCCCCAAUUUACCAGCUCCUUUCAGAUUAAAAGCUCACAUUCGGUUCAUGUUUGAUCUACUGCAAGUAGAUUUCCAGGGGCUUCAUGUUUAAACUUUGUUUUUAUGCAGUUGCAAACAGAAAUAACGUAUCGAAAAUAAUUGGGGACAUUAAGCAAUGCUGAAAACUUUCUGUUUGCGGCGACUUCUCUAACUUCUGGGUGGCAGAGGGACAACUCUAGAACAAAACCAGCAAAUGCCAACCCGAUCUGAUGUACUGUAUAAUGUCAAAAUAAAAGCCUAUUAAAAUGAGACGUUUUUAUUUUUCCCUCCUAAGUUGCAGUGCUUUUAUUUUGAAAUGAAACAUCAGAUCGGGUUGACAUGUACUGGUUGUGUUCUAGAGGUGUUCCUCUGCCAUCCAGAAGUGACAGAAGUCACUGGAAACAGAGUUUUUCAGCAAUGUGCAUGUCAACUUUGGUAAAACUAAAAUUUUAAAUGUGUUUUUUUUUUUAAGGCUUUUAUUUUGAAAUUAAACAUCAGAUGUGGAUGACAUUUGCUGGCUGUGUUCUAGAGGUGUCCCUCUGCCACCCAGAAGUGAGAGAAGUCACUGGAAACACAGAGUUUUUCAGCAAUAAGCACGGUAACUUAGGGGGAAAGAGUAAAAAUGUGCUCUUUUAAUAACCUUUUACUUUGAAAUUAAACAUCAGAUUGGGUCGACAUUCGCUGGUUCUGUUCCAGAGUUGUCCCUCUGCCACCCAGAAGUUAAAGAAGUCGCUGCAAACAGAGAGUUUUCAGCAUUGAUUAAUGCCCCCAAUUAUUUCCGAUACAUUAUUUCUUCUUGCAACUGCAUAAAUACAAAGUCUAAAUAUGAAGCCGCUGGAAAUCUAGUAGCGGUAGAUCUCUUGCUUCUGGCACUGCGCUCUCCUUUCUUCUUGUGGCUUUGGUUUCUGAUGAUUAUGUUGAGCUGUUGGUGUGAUUUUAUGCACUUGAUUGUUUGAAUAAAAUUCUGGUUGAUUGUGAAGUUGAA
Molecule: messenger RNA, 5257 nt
Organism: Xiphophorus couchianus (Monterrey platyfish)
Lineage: Eukaryota; Metazoa; Chordata; Actinopteri; Cyprinodontiformes; Poeciliidae
Gene: hdip1
Product: chromosome 4 C16orf87 homolog
Exons: 4
Coding region: 1459-1923 (154 amino acids)
Source: RefSeq, a predicted model, not a curated record